CACAGCCGUUGAUACAUGUGUCUUUGUGACAAGCUGAUCAUUUUGAAGAUUUCAGCAAAGUGAAGUUUGGCAUGACAACAUGAAUUCACCUUACACAGCUGUGCAGUAUUACCCAGAGUUUCCCUUUCAUCGACUCAGGGACCCUUCGUCUCGUUUGUCCUGGAGAGAGAGCUCAUUCCUCACCGCCAUGUCCCAGAAUCAGUCAGCACAGACAAGUGACUUCUUCAGCCAAGAUGUAUUCAACCAACUGUUUGAUAUGCUGGACCAAUCUGCCAUUCAUUCAGUCCAGCCCAUAGAGCUGAACUUCAGAGACGGUCCAACUGAUGGUUCUGCAGGAAACACCAUUCAGAUCAGUAUGGACUGCAUAACCAUGCAUGAGGCAGAUGAGACGCUUGCUUCACAGUACACAAACCUGGGGCUCCUGAACAGCAUGGAUCAGAACAUUCAGAACGGUGGCUCGACCUCGACCAGUCCCUACAACAAUGACCAUGCACAGAACAACGUGACAGCCCCGUCACCCUACGCCCAGCCCAGCUCCACCUUCGAUGCCCUUUCUCCCUCGCCGGCCAUCCCAUCCAACACAGACUACGCCGGGCCCCACACCUUUGAUGUGUCUUUCCAGCAGUCUAGCACAGCGAAGUCUGCCACCUGGACGUACUCAACAGACCUGAAGAAGCUAUACUGCCAGAUUGCCAAGACAUGUCCCAUUCAGAUCAAAGUCCUGACCAACCCACCACAGGGUGCAGUUAUCAGGGCCAUGCCCGUCUAUAAGAAAGCCGAGCAUGUUACCGAAGUCGUGAAGCGCUGCCCGAACCACGAGCUCAGCCGCGAGUUCAACGACGGUCAAAUAGCUCCUCCAAGCCACCUGAUCCGUGUGGAGGGAAACAACCACGCCCAGUAUGUGGAGGACUCCAUCACUGGGAGACAGAGCGUAUUAGUUCCUUAUGAACCUCCCCAGGUGGGGACAGAAUUUACCACAAUUUUGUACAACUUCAUGUGCAACUCCAGCUGCGUUGGGGGCAUGAAUAGGCGCCCCAUUCUCAUAAUCGUCACUCUGGAAACCAGAGAUGGUCAGGUAUUAGGCCGCCGUUGCUUCGAGGCCAGGAUCUGCGCCUGCCCAGGCCGAGACCGAAAGGCUGACGAGGACAGCAUCCGCAAGCAGCAUGUAACGGACGCCACAAAGAGCAGUGAGGCCUUCCGCCAGGUUUCCCAUGGCAUCCAGAUGUCCGCCAUCAAGAAGAGAAGAUCUACAGAUGAGGAGGUUUUUUGUUUGCCUAUCAAAGGCCGUGAAAUUUAUGAGAUUUUGGUAAAAAUCAAAGAGUCUCUGGAACUCAUGCAGUUUCUGCCGCAGCACACUAUAGAGUCGUACAGGCAGCAGCAGCAGAAUCUCCUUCAGAAACAGACUUCGAUGCCGUCUCAGCCCUCCUACGGCUCCUGCUCCCCAACUCAACCCGGAAAAGUCAACAAGCUGCCCUCUGUCAGCCAGCUCAUCAACCCCCAGCAGCGUAACACACUCACCCCAUCCAGCAUGACUGGAGGCCUGACUGACAUGACUCCUAUGAUGGGCACUCACAUCCCCAUGAACGACAUGAGUUCACUGAGUCCCACACACGCACUGCAGCAGCAGCUACCCCUGGUGCCUUCCUCCCACUGUACUCCCCCUCCGCCAUACCCAAUGGACAGCAGCAUCUCCAGCUUCCUUAUACGGCUGGGCUGCGCAGGCUGCUUGGACUACUUCACAGCACAAGGCCUAACCAACAUCUACCAGAUUGAGAACUAUAACAUGGAGGACCUGUCUAGGCUGAAGAUACCCGCGGAGUUCCAGCACAUCAUCUGGAAGGGCAUCAUGGAGCACCGACAGGCCAUGGAUUUUUCCCCACCCCCCCACAUAGUGCGCACCACCAGUGGGGCGUCCACCGUCAGCGUGGGCUCCUCCGAGGCCCGAGGCGAGCGCGUCAUCGACGCCGUGCGCUUCACCCUGCGCCAGACCAUCUCCUUCCCGCCGCGCGACGAGUGGUCCGACUUCUCCUUCGACCUGGAUUCUCGCCGCAACAAACAGCAGCGCAUCAAGGAGGAGGGAGAGUGAGACGACCGCCGUCUUGCUCUCUAUUUGUUCCCCUUUCUCAUUUCACGCCUGCUGUUGGAACAUUUCUGGUAUUAGUACAAACAAGUUCAACAAAAAAUCAUAUUCAAAUAGAAGUGCACUUAUUUUCAUUCUUGUUCCGGUUUUCGUUUUCGCCAAGGAGAAAUACACGGUGUUGAGCAAAGGUGCAUUUUAUUAUGUUCUAAUUUCUUGAGAGCACUUAAGAAAUGCUGAGGAUUUCAAGAUUGCUUUGAGUUUUUUAACUGUUCAUGAUUCAUUCCCAUUUUAAAGCAUGACUGGAAACAGAGCUGGCAUUAGAGGGCUUAUUAGGGCUUAUAUUUCUGCUAUGGGCCGUAGCAAAACUGUAUUUUUAUUUGUAAUGACUUUUCACUGUUAUGGUUGUGCACGUUAGUCAGGUACACUGGUUUUUAUUUGUGGCAAAGAUCAGCAUUGAUUGUAUACAUUUCAAACAUUUCCUGUCAGAAGUAUUAUGUCAAUUGAUGGGCAAUUUGUUUUUUCUGCUGUACCUUCUAUAUUUUGCUUUUUUUUAUGUCUAUUGUGAGACCAAUGCAUUGCCUUUUUGUGUCAGGUUGUGAAGUAAGUGUUGACAGAUGGUCAUUCAUUUGAUGUAGCCAUAUAUAGGCCUAAUGCUCUUGACCCAGUGUUUUACAGUAAAUAUGACUGAUGUCCUUUUGUUCUUGUACUGCUGUGCAAAAGUGGUUGUGAUUGCAUUAAGGAGCAGCUGUUUGCUCUACAGUGGAUGGUUAGCGCAAGUAUUUUUUUUAUUUUCUGUUCAUGAACCAUGUUUUGGUAGAGGUGUAUUUCAUUUGAUAACUGGCCAAAACCUGAUAUAAGUGUAUAUAAAUUUGUAUAGUUAUUUUUUUUGAAAGUCUCCCUAAAGAAAAAGCAUGAUUUUCGUCAUGGAACAAAGGAUAGUGAUGUGAAUACUGCCUGGUAGCCUGACCAGUGAUGACAAUGUUUGAGUACACACAGUUUGUGUGGACGCUACAGUAGCCAGGAGCCCAUGUUCAACUUUUUGUUAAGUAACCAGCCUUGUUAGAAAGCAGAGACCAUCUGCAGUUACAUAUUUUUGUACAAUGUAUUGUAAAUAUAUUGCAAUAUAUCAUGGGUAUUUUGAUAUAAAUCAAAUAAAUAUCCAGACUUGCUGUAUUGCAUGUUAGUACGUCUUUGUGUCAA
Messenger RNA from Epinephelus moara (kelp grouper), 3280 nucleotides. RefSeq names its product tumor protein p63 (gene tp63). The coding region runs from base 80 to 2086 and encodes 668 amino acids. Gene Ontology annotation, cellular component: nucleus. The record is from RefSeq and is a predicted model, not a curated record. Gene Ontology annotation, molecular function: DNA-binding transcription factor activity, RNA polymerase II-specific; protein binding; RNA polymerase II cis-regulatory region sequence-specific DNA binding. The transcript has 14 exons. Gene Ontology annotation, biological process: regulation of transcription by RNA polymerase II; apoptotic process; protein tetramerization. NCBI's taxonomy places the organism in Eukaryota, Metazoa, Chordata, Actinopteri, Perciformes, Serranidae.